Carlito syrichta (Philippine tarsier) is the source of this 583-nucleotide messenger RNA. RefSeq names its product RILP-like protein 1. The record is from RefSeq and is a predicted model, not a curated record. Gene Ontology annotation, cellular component: cytoplasm; ciliary basal body. Gene Ontology annotation, biological process: cilium assembly. Bases 53 to 583 code for a protein of 176 amino acids. NCBI's taxonomy places the organism in Eukaryota, Metazoa, Chordata, Mammalia, Primates, Tarsiidae. The transcript is spliced from 3 exons.
GGCGCCCGCGGCCGAGUCGGCGCUGGAGAAGAACGUGGCCGAGCUGACCGUCAUGGACGUGUACGACAUCGCGUCGCUCGUGGGCCACGAGUUCGAGCGGGUCAUCGACCAGCACGGCUGCGAGGCCAUCGCGCGCCUCAUGCCCAAGGUCGUGCGCGUCCUGGAGAUCCUGGAGGUGCUGGUCAGCCGCCACCACGUCGCGCCCGAGCUGGACGAGCUGCGCCUGGAGCUGGACCGCCUGCGCCUGGAGAGGGUGGACCGCAUCGAGAAGGAGCGCAAGCACCAGAAGGAGCUGGAGCUGGUGGAGGAUGUGUGGCGUGGGGAGGCACAGGACCUCCUGUCCCAGAUCGCCCAACUGCAAGAGGAGAACAAGCAGCUUAUGACCAACCUCUCCCACAAGGACGUCAGCUUCUCGGAGGAGGAGUUCCAGAAACAUGAAGGGCACCCAGAGGCUUCUGGGGUCGAGCUGGAGAUUCCCCUGCUUGCCCCGGUGAAGCCCCAGAGGCCUCAGGGAGUCCUAGGCUGUGGACCCGACAGCCCUGAGCUGCUUCCUCUGCACGUGGUGGCAUCUGGUGGCAUCUGA